GCCUCUACUCCAUCCUCCCCCUUUAUCUCCUCGGCCUCUGCUGACGUUAUCCUCUUCUCAAAACCAUUUUCCAUCCUGCAAAGCAUUUUCCUUGGUCACUUUGGCGCUGGGCAGCGUCUUCUAAUCGACUUUUGGUUUUCUUUGUCCUGACUUUGCAGGAUCUUUGCAGACUUUCCUGUAGUUGUCUGGUUCCCACUUCAUUCUCCCCAGAUCCCAGCAGCAGCUGUUGGUAUUGGUUUCUUAACCCCUUCAUGGCCUGAUUAGAUCUUCCUUCCAUACUGCUGAGCAUCAACAGACAGUGGUGACCAGGACAUUGAAUUUCUGAAUUUUAAGGGGAGGUCUGUAAAUUCCAGGAGACUCCCACAGCUGAGACCCCACUCUCUCCACAACCCCCUCCCUGACACAGGAACUCAGAGACUGAGAUAAAGUUUUCUUCUAUUCAUGAUGAGAAAUUCAAACUGCAAGAAAGCAAAGAAGGAGAGACGGAAGAGUGUAACCGAGGGGAGGGGGGAAGGAAGCCAGAACUGAGAGAGACUGCUGAGGAGUGGGCUUGAGGAAGGGAGGAGAGUCCUCAGAUGAGAAGACUCAGACCCUUUGAAUAGUUGUGUGAGAGUCAGAGGUCACGUCACUCUUGACCCCUGUGACUUCAGGCUUUGUCUUGAAGUAUAUGGGAUGUCCUCACAGGAGACAUCUUAUGAGAUGAUUGAACUGAAAACAUUAAGUCCAUGUGAUAAACUAGAUGGGCUGGAUCUCACUAAGAACCCUAAAGGUGGUCACCGGCUGGAACGGACAAACGCAGUGAGGAUCCCCCCGGGCAGAGCUCCCCUCAUUCUGCAUCGGAGCCUUCGAAGGAGGGUCAUAUCAGGACAGGAUGACACUGUGCCACCAGGCAAAAUAGGCAAAGGACAUUACUUCCAGCCCACAUCCCACACACAGUACACCUGGUGCGACCUCUGUGGGGACUUCAUCUGGGGCAUCUACCGAAAGAGUCUGCGAUGUGCCUACUGCAGCUUCACGUGUCACUACCGAUGCCGAGCCCUCAUUCGAUUAGACUGCAGCAAAGGAGAAGAUGCAGACAGUGACAGCGACUUAUCACAAGAUACCGCUUGGGAGAAAGACACUAAUGUGGAUGAAAAACCAGAGAAGCAACCACCAGCCCUGAGCCAGAAGGAGACAGAGCAGAUGAUCAAGGAUUAUAACUCAAAGAUCAAGAGUAACCUCUUUAUGAGCAUGAAUAAAGAUGGCUCGUACACUGGCUUCAUUAAGGUUCAGCUGAAGCUAAUCCGCCCAGUUUCCGUGCCAGUAGCUAAGAAGCCAUCCUGUAACCAUGAGCGAAGAGGAGCUGCACGAUCCCAGCAAGUGAAGCGCAGAACCUCCUUCUACCUCCCCAAGGAUGCCUCCAAGCACCUGCACCUCAGCUCCCGCACCCCAGCCAGCGAAGUCAUCCAGGCUCUCCUGCGCAAAUUCACUGUUCUUGAUAAUCCCAGGAAAUUUGCAUUGUUCCAGAGGACAGAGAAGGAUAGUCAAGUUUGCAUGAGAAAAAUCUCAGAUGAUGAAGAACCUUUAAAGCUGCGCUUGUUGUCCGGGCCGUGUGAGAAGACUCUGAGCUUCAUCCUGAAAGAGAACGAAACUGGGGAAGUUAAUUGGGACGCAUUCAGCAUGCCUGAGCUGAAGAACUUCCUGCGCAUUCUCCAGCGGGAGGAAGAAGAGCAUAUGCGGCAGAUCUUGCAACGCUAUGCUCGCUGCCGGCAGCAGAUGCAGGAGGCUCUGGCAUCACGUACCCCUGGCUGAAAUGCAGUCUGUACCUCCAAAGGAAUUGAGCGCAUGAAGACUGCACGACUGAUCCAUAGGACGCGUGUGACUGGAGACUGAAUGUGGGAGAGCUACGGCCCGGGGGCGGCAGAAAUCCACUCCCCCCACAGAAUACAUGUGAGUGAGCGGAAGAGAGAAUGUGUCUGUAUGGGACACGAGUUGCUGCAUCUGUCUGGGUGACAAUGCACCAUGUGGUGGACAAUGACACUAAAGGGACGUAAGCAUCCCAGUGUACCCUGACUUGUGGUUCUGGUGGGUACAAACUUCAUAAGGCAAUGCUGUGGCCAUAUUAGCAGCUGGAGCACAGGAUGUCACUGAGCCAAUGAGCUACCUCACUGUGAGGGUCAAUGUCAGGUGGCCUGACUCCCUGCGUUUGCUGUCUGUUUCCUGUCGAUUUUAUAUGUUUAUAUGUGUUACUUUGCACUAAUAAAGCCUUGUGCUAUUUUGGC
Messenger RNA from Hyla sarda, 2261 nucleotides. RefSeq names its product Ras association domain family member 1 (gene RASSF1). The record is from RefSeq and is a predicted model, not a curated record. The coding region runs from base 673 to 1791 and encodes 372 amino acids. The transcript is spliced from 6 exons. Gene Ontology annotation, cellular component: nucleus; microtubule cytoskeleton. Gene Ontology annotation, biological process: Ras protein signal transduction. NCBI's taxonomy places the organism in Eukaryota, Metazoa, Chordata, Amphibia, Anura, Hylidae.